Messenger RNA from Myodes glareolus (Bank vole), 4736 nucleotides. RefSeq names its product RNA polymerase II associated protein 1 (gene Rpap1). Gene Ontology annotation, biological process: transcription by RNA polymerase II. The record is from RefSeq and is a predicted model, not a curated record. Lineage: Eukaryota; Metazoa; Chordata; Mammalia; Rodentia; Cricetidae.
CUGAACUGUAGCGGAGGCGGAAGUGCGGCUCCGCACGGGCAAGAUGGCGGCGCCCAGGGCUUCCUCGUUCGAGUAGGUGGCUGGCUGCAAGUGAUUCAAGCGGAGAACGCAGGAUCAAGGGGUUAAUGAGAGAGUUUCCACAGCAAGAAGGACUGGAAGGAGUCAUACAGAGGUCACAGCCUUAGUGUCACAAUGCUGUCCAGACCAAAGCCUGGAGAGUCUGAGGUGGACCUACUGCGCUUCCAGAGUCAGUUCCUCGAGGCGGGUGCGGCUCCAGCGGUACAGCUGGUGAAAGGAAGUAGGAGACAUGGUGAUGUUCACCCAGACCAGCUCCCACCGCAGGACCGUCGGGAUGUGGUGAUGCUGGACAAUCUCCCAGAUGUGCCCCCAGCUCUGGUGCCCGCUCCUGCAAAGAGAGCUAGACCCAGCCCUGGCCAUGCCCUGCCUCAUGAUGAAGACCCUGAGGAGAGGCUGAGUAGGCACGAUCAGCACAUCACCGCGGUUCUGUCUAAAAUUAUUGAGCGGGAUACAAGUUCAGUCACUGUGACUCUGCCUGUGUCCAGUGGUGUCCCUUUCCCCGCUGUGUUCCAUCGCUCAAAGGAGAGACAGGGGAAAUUGGGAGCAUCGGGUAAGAGGAGCAUCUUCGCCCAAGAGAUUGCAGCAAGGAGGGCAGCUGAAAACCGGGUCUCAGCAGCUGGGGAAGACCCACCAGAGGGUGCUGUGCCCUCCGAGACACCGUCCUCUAGGGACGAAGGCAGCCAGUUUCCACGGGGCAGCCAUGACUUCCACAGAUCGAAUCUGGUCACAGGGAAGGGGCUGAGGAGCCAGGCAGCCGAGCAGGAGGUCCAGACCAUACACGAAGAGAAUGUUGCAAGACUGCAAGCCAUGGCUCCCGAGGAGAUCCUGAAGGAGCAGCAGCAGUUACUGGCUCAGCUUGACCCCAGCUUGGUUGCCUUCUUGAGAUCUCAUAGCCAUGCCUUGGAGCAAGCAGGAACCAAGGACCCCAAGGAGCAGAGCCCAGAAAGACCCACAGUUCCAAUCGCUAAAGAAGAGCCCAUCAUGUCAGCAUCUACCAGUGAGCCCAUGGAGGAGGACAAGCUGGAGCCCAGAGCCCCAGCACUGAAACUACCCGUGACCCCCCACAAAGAGUGGCUCCAUAUGGACACUGUUGAGCUGGAGAAGCUCCACUGGACCCAGGACCUGCCCCCGCUCCGACGGCAGCAGACUCAGGAGAGAAUGCAGGCCCGAUUCAGCCUUCAAGGAGAGCUCCUGGCACCUGACGUGGACCUGCCCACCCACCUGGGCCUGCACCACCAUGGAGAAGAGGCAGAGCGAGCAGGGUACUCUCUCCAGGAGCUGUUCCAUCUGACCCGCAGCCAGGUGUCCCAGCAGAGAGCCCUAGCACUGCAGGUGUUGUCCCAGAUCAUCGGCAGGGCCCAGGCUGGUGAGUUUGGAGACUGCCUAGUGGGCAGUAUCUUGCGCCUCCUCUUGGAUGCUGGUUUCCUCUUCCUGCUUCGCUUCUCUCUGGAUGACAGGGUAGACGGUGUCAUCGCAGCAGCCGUCCGGGCUCUUCGCACCCUGCUAGUAGCUCCUGGAGAUGAGGAGCUCCUUGACAGCACCUUCUCCUGGUACCAUGGAGCUUCGGUGUUCCCUCUGAUGCCCAGCCAGGAGGACAAAGACGAUGAAGGUGAGGACGAAGAACCCACAACCAAAAAGGUGAAGAAGAAGGCCCCUGAGGAAGAAAGCCGCCCUCCCCCUGACCUGGCCAGACACGAUGUCAUCAAGGGGCUUCUGGCUACCAACCUGCUGCCUCGGCUGCGCUAUGUGCUGGAGGUGACCUGCCCAGGGCCCUCUGUGGUCCUUGACAUCCUGGCUGUGCUUAUCCGCUUGGCCCGGCAUUCCCUGGAGUCAGCCACGAGGGUCCUAGAGUGUCCUCGGCUAAUAGAGACCAUAGUUCAAGAAUUCCUGCCUACCAGUUGGUCCCCCAUGGGGGUGGGGCCUACUUCCAGUCUACACAAAGUGCCCUGUGCUGCUGCCAUGAAACUGCUUAGAGUCCUGGCCUCAGCUGGGAAGAAUAUUGCUGCCCGACUGUUCAGCAGCUUUGACUUCAGGAGCCGUCUGAGCCGGUUCAUAGCCGAAGCUCCACAAGAACUGGCCUUGCCAGCUGAGGAAGCAGAGAUGCUGAGCACUGAGGCCUUCCGUCUGUGGGCUGUGGUCGCCUCCUACGGCCAAGGUGGCGACCUUUACAGGGAGCUGUACCCAGUGCUCAUGCGGACCUUGCAGACCCUGCCUACAGAGCUCAGCACCCAUCCCCCAAAGCCACUGUCCAUGCAGCGGAUUGCCUCUCUGCUCACUCUUCUUACCCAGCUGACCCUGGCAGCUAGCAGCACACAUCCUGAACCCAGCAGUGACUCUGCUGAGGCCUGCGUGUCGGCCAUCCCUUCUUCAGUCACCUGGGCGCAGGUAUCUGGACUUCAGCCACUGAUCGAGCCAUGUCUAAAGCAGACCCUAAAGUUCCUGCCGAGACCUGAUGUAUGGAAUGCCCUGGGUCCCGUGCCCAGUGCCUGCCUGCUCUUCCUGGGUGCCUACUACCAGUCCUGGAGCCAGCAGUCACAGCUGUGCCCAGAGGAUUGGCUUCAGGACAUGGAGCGCUUGCUGGAUGAGCUCUUGCUGCCUUUGCUGAGUCAGCCUUCUCUGGGCCGUCUGUGGGAGUCCUUGAGGCCAGAGCCGUCUCAGCAUCUCCGUUCUCCUUGCAGGCACUGCUCCCCGCUCUGCAACCCGCUGUCCUGUGCUCCUGCUCCUGAAGCUCUCCCCAGCCUUGUGUCCCUGGGCUGUGCUGGAGGUUGUCCCCCUCUCAGUAUAGCUGGCUCAACCUCACCCUUCCCAUUCCUCACUGCCCUCCUCUCUCUCCUCAACAUUCUGGUCCGGAUCCACAAGGGGCUUUGUGGACAGCUGGCUGCUGUGCUGACUGCCCCAGGACUCCAGAACUACUUUCUCCAGUGUGUGGCUCCUGUGCCUGCCCCACAGCUCACACCCUUCUCUGCCUGGGCCCUGCGCCACGAGUACCACCUGCAGUACCUGGUGCUCUCGCUAGCCCAAAAAGCGGCAACACUGCAGCCACAGCCAGCCACCAGUACUGCCCUACACCAUACCAUAGCCUUGGCCCUGCUGAGCCGGCUGCUGCCUGGAAGUGAAUACCUUGCCCAAGAACUGUUGCUGAGCUGUGUGUUCCGGCUGGAGUUCCUACCGGAGAAUGCGUCAGGGGGUCCAGAGGCAGCUGACUUCUCUGAUGGACUGUCCUUAAGGAACAGUGGGGACCCUCAGUGUAAACGAGGUGCUCUCCUAGUUCAAGCUUGCCAGGAUCUCCCCAGCAUCCGCAGCUGCUACCUGGCCCAUUGUUCACCAGCCAGAGCCAGCCUGCUGACCUCCCAAGCCUUAUACCGCGGGGAGUUACUGCGAGUUUCAAGCCUGCUACUGCCUGUACCUAAGGAGCCCCUGCUGCCCACUGACUGGCCCUUCCAGCCAUUGAUCCAUCUCUACCAUCGGGCUUCAGAUGCUCCCUCUGGGCUCCCUGCUGCUGACACCGUAGGCAUCGCCAUGCGGGUCCUACAGUGGGUGCUGGUUCUGGAGAGCUGGCGCCCUGAGGCCCUCUGCGCUGUGCCUCCUGGUGCCCGCCUGGCACGGCUCAUGUGUGUGUUCCUGGUAGACAGCGAGCUAUUCCGAGAGACUCCUGUACAGCAUCUGGUGGUAGCUCUUUUAGUGUGGCUCUGUCGGCCCCAAGUCCUGCCAAACCUCAACCUGGACUGCCCACUCCCUGGCCUGACGUCGUUUCCUGAUCUCUACGCCAGCUUCUUAGACCACUUUGAGGCUGUCUCUUUUGGGGACCACUUGUUUGGGGCUCUGGUCCUCCUUCCGCUGCAGCGUCGGUUCAGUGUCACCUUGCGCCUCUCCCUCUUUGGGGAGCACGUGGGGGUCUUGCGAGCCCUGGGCCUGCCACUGACUCAGCUGCCUGUGCCCUUGGAGUGCUUCACAGAGCCUGCCGAAGACAGCCUGCCUCUCCUUCAGCUCUAUUUCCGGGCCCUGGUUACUGGCGCACUCCGUCCACACUGGUGCCCUGUCCUCUACGCUGUAUCUGUGGCUCAUGUCAACAGUUUCAUCUUCUCCCAAGACCCAAAGAGCUCAGAUGAGGUGAAGGCUUCCCGGAGGAAUAUGCUGCAGAAAACGUGGCUGCUGGCAGAUGAGGGUCUGCGGCAGCAUCUCCUCCACUAUAAGCUUCCCAACUCCAGCCUCCCAGAGGGCUUUGAGCUGUAUUCCCAGUUGCCUCGCCUGAGACAGCAGUACCUUCAGACAUUGCCCACAGAGGUGCUCCAGAAUGGAGGAUUAAAGACGUAAGGCACUUGGUACCAGCUAGAGAUGGAUGUAUUCUUCUGGGACUUGACACUGGAAGUCUGCUCUUACAGAAGAACGUCAUUUCAUGAGGGAAAGUGGGGGACAAGGGAACACACGGCUUGCCUUCCUGCGAGCACAUUGUUUGAACCUUUUUUAGAAACAGAAGGAAUGCUUAUUACACCCCAAUACUGGAACUCAGGAUCUGGGACCUCUGAGGGCUCUGCUAGGAACGGAGGGUGACUUAGCUAUUUACCCCACUGAGGGCACAGAACAGACUGAGUCCCCUCUCCUCCUCCAGGGUGUAUCAUUGCUGUACUACCCAUUGAAAUAAAUUCUUUUCUAGUCUA